Molecule: messenger RNA, 2530 nt
Organism: Syngnathoides biaculeatus (alligator pipefish)
Lineage: Eukaryota; Metazoa; Chordata; Actinopteri; Syngnathiformes; Syngnathidae
Gene: june
Product: JunE proto-oncogene, AP-1 transcription factor subunit
Exons: 2
Coding region: 632-1663 (343 amino acids)
Biological process (GO): regulation of transcription by RNA polymerase II; regulation of cell population proliferation; regulation of cell cycle
Cellular component (GO): transcription regulator complex
Molecular function (GO): transcription factor binding; RNA polymerase II cis-regulatory region sequence-specific DNA binding; DNA-binding transcription factor activity, RNA polymerase II-specific
Source: RefSeq, a predicted model, not a curated record
UGUCCCGUUCCAGCACUCUCGUAUUCCUGACUGAACCUGUGUGUACUGACCUUCGUCCGUUCUCCGACCAACCCUGUAAGCCUGACUCCUUGACACUUCUGCCUGCGUUGAUUGGUUCCCCGUGUACCGACUACUGCCUUCCCGCUCACCUGCUCUCUUCGCCCGACGCCCCAACAACCGCUGCUGCACCGGACUGCCUGCUCGAUCCCCGACCUCGGCAUACAAUAAACGUGUCUCUUCUUGAACUACCUUGCGUCUUCCGAGUUCCUGCAUUUGGGUCCUACCUCUCGUUCCGAUGGGACGUGACAGAACGAACUGGCGGAGGACCAGUCGUCACCGGGUCCUUUAUAUACGGGGGAUGAUCAGGCCGCAUGAGGCACAGGUGUGUGCCUCCCAAUCAGCACAGCCGCACAGCUCGUGCUGAAGCGGCAGGAUCAUGACAGAAUCCAUCAACCGGAACAGAUAUGUUUGCACGAAGACCAGCUUGUUUUCCCGCCAAGAAUCAUAUUCUAUUCUUCUUGCUGUCUUGUUCUUCAUCCUCCACCCACUGACGUCAGUGGAACAUUUCAAUCUCUUAUGAUAUUGAGGUUAAUCUGAUUAUGAAGAUUACCUCUAAGAGAAUUCCUCAUCAAUGACAGGCAAGAUGGAUACUCCUUUCUACCAUGAUGACUCCCCCAUGAUCCACAGCUUCAGCCAGUUUCCGGAAUACGAGCGUUACGCUGGAAACAAGAUGUUAAUGUGUAAAAAGACAAUGUCAGCAGGAAGCCAUCAUUUCCCUGGCAAUGGUAGUAGUGUAACCGGAGGAAGAGGUACGAACCCCAACAACCUUGGACUUGCCAACAACAGCUCCCUAAUGACAUCAUCGGCGUCCUCGGCUGACAUGAACCUACUCAAGCUAGCCUCUCCUGAGCUGGAGCAUCUGAUUAUACAAUCCAACCAGGGAUUGGUCACCACCAGCCCGAUGUCUAACUCCACCAACCCAUUCAUGUACCGAAACCAGGCCACCAAUGAGCAAGAAGGCUUUGCUGAUGGGUUCGUCAAAGCGCUCGCGGACCUUCACAAGCAGAACCAGCUGGUGGGAGGUCACAUGUCACCAUCGUCCUCCUCCAACGUCUCCUUACAGGCAUCUUACCAAAGGAAUUUGAUGUCCACUAGUGACAUGCCCAUCUACACCAACCUGAGCAGCUACAACCAGGGACAGAUGGCAUAUUCUGGAGCGCAAAUGACGUACAGUGGUAGCUCAGGCCAUAAUGGAGGUGGAGCCCCUCAACACCACACCAGAGGUCUGGAUGCCCCUCAAACUGUCCCUGAGGUUCCCCAUUUACAUGGAGACCCUACUUCACCACCUUCCCUCUCCCCCAUAGACCUAGAGACACAAGAGAGAAUCAAAGCUGAGCGCAAAAAGCUGCGCAACCGGAUCGCGGCAUCCAAAUGUCGGAAGCGUAAACUGGAGCGCAUCUCGCGACUUGAGGAAAAAGUGAAGAUCCUGAAGAGUCAGAACUCAGACUUGGCCUCCACUGCUUCUAUGCUGCGGGAGCAGGUCUCUCAGCUCAAACAGAAAGUCAUGAGUCAUGUUACCAACGGUUGCCAGAUUGCUGUGAGCUCUCCCAACAAAUCUGGGGGAAGAGGCGGCAGUGCGGGCAGCGAGGACUCCAGCUGCUGAGGGGGGGAGAUAUCUGAAGAACAAGCGAAGAAGAUAAAACCUAAUUAAUGGUUUAUCACAUUUGGGAAUUUCACUUGUGCUCGAUGUCGUUAAAAGAGCUUGGUGCAAUGGCGCGGAAUCAGUUAACGUCCCGUGAAACAAAAGGAUUUAAUGACACUUAGUCAGAGACACUUAUGAGGAUGAUGAGGGCCAAAUACCAGACAAAAGGUUUAUUGUCCAUGAAGAAAGUUAAAUGGGAUGGUUUGCAUUUCUAUGGUGAUUGAUAUUAUUUAUAAAGACACUUCAGCGGGAUUUGACACAACUUUGAAACACUUUAAAUAGCUGAACUAUUAUUUAUUUUCUAACUAUUUUUCAUUGCGUGAUACUUCAAGUUGAGCUUAUUUUGUAUUAUUUCAAAAUGGGCUUUGACAUCAUUGGACCUAUUUUUGAAUAAUUCAAUCGACCAGAGUUGAGGACGUGUGUGAAUACUUAAUUAAAAUCAGUGGUGUAAUUAUUGACCAACUUGUAGAAUGCUUUUGGUUCGACUGUGACUGUAUUUUUGAAUUCAUAAGUUUAAAAAUGUGCUGAAAAAUACUCACGUCUACUAACAUGUUGAUGGAAUUUACUAUUCUGUUAUGUUACUGUGUUUGAUUUGUGUUAUUUGAUUUCAUAACGUGUACAGAUCAACUCUGGUUGAAAGGUCCAAUUUUGAAAUGUACGGUAAAUUCUGGGAUUAUUCAUGUGUUGCUGCUGGAAAUUUAAAGUCUAUUGCCACUUUAUGUAAAAAAAAAAUAAAAUAAAGCCUAAUGAUAGUCGUUACUUGUCGCCACUUUUGUCUUUGGGCCGAUGGAAACUUUCCCUGCUCAAUCGAAACGUAGAUUGUUUUUU